Messenger RNA from Caenorhabditis remanei, 6816 nucleotides. RefSeq lists its product as uncharacterized. The transcript is spliced from 12 exons. Lineage: Eukaryota; Metazoa; Nematoda; Chromadorea; Rhabditida; Rhabditidae. Bases 1 to 6816 code for a protein of 2271 amino acids. Gene Ontology annotation, molecular function: protein binding; NAD+ poly-ADP-ribosyltransferase activity. The record is from RefSeq and is a predicted model, not a curated record.
AUGGCUCGUCGUGUGAAUAAGAAGAAGAAUGUGAAAGCAGGAACCGUUUAUCAGGCUCGAAGAAUAGACGGACAACUUGGAAAUAGAGUUGGAGAUGGAGCCCGUAACAAGUCAUCUCGUCAACGAACGCAAGCGGUGCUCUAUCAAGCUCCAACUCCAACCAUCAUUCAUCGUAAGACCGCAAAAAAUGCCAUCGCCAAGAAAACCGUGAAGAAAGGGGUAAAACCAUCCAAAAAGACAUCCAAAGUUUCCGCAAAAGUCGUCAAGAAAAUCGGGAAAAAGGCGGCCGGAACGAAAGUGAAGACACCAAAGGUGAAAAAACCAACAAAGAAAGGAAAUGACCGUUUGACGCCACGUGUCAUCACUGAAUACGAUGAAAAUCCAUUCUUUGCUGAUGCCGAAGUCCCAGAGUAUAUCAGUGCAUCGGUAUAUCAUCGAUGGAUUACCAGAGCCGUUCUCAGGGAGAAUAUGAAGGAAAUCAAGGAUUAUUACAAAUCUAAAAAAUGCCAAAAGUCGGCAAUUUAUCAACCAUUUGCCUACACUUACGAUGCAUCAGCCUGUUAUGAAGCAUGCAAGAAAGAUGUGAAGUUUGCCACGGAGUUUUUCAAAAUGAAUCAUAAAAUGGAGACUGAUGACUCGUAUCGCCCAGGACGGGAGCCGAAUUUGUUGGAAUAUAAAACAACUGGUCGCAAAAAUCACUACAUGAUCGGUCGUCACACUCGACAAAUCGAGAUGGGACGUGGUGGAAAAGAAGGAAAUAACGCUCUUCUGAAUUAUUCCUCUCGUAACGAUGAACCUGAUCCAUUGACUCGUUUGAUUCAGGAAAAUAUUCAAUACACAAAAUUAUUCCAGCUAUGCAAGAUUCAAAACGGACCAUUCGAUGAGAAUCAACUGGAGUCUCACUUCGUUACUGCUGUUCGUAUGGGCCAUCGUGAACUGGCAUCUGCUUUGGCUCAAGGACCUGCUAGAAAUCACUGUAAUGAUCUUCAUCGUUGCACACUAAAAGAUCAAAAACUUCCUGCGAAGAUUCUGCCUGUUUCCGUUGCCAAGAAGGCAUUCAUGAACAAGAACGUGACUCCUCUCCAUUCAGCAGCCAUCUCCAACUCGACUCAUAUGCUCGAAGCAAUGAGAACUGUUUAUCCAACUAUCAAUAUUCCAGAUCAGGAUAAUUGGUAUACUAUUCAUUAUGCAGCAUGUGCUCCUGGAUCCGCUCCAGUAGAGUACUUACUGAAAAACGGAGGAUCUGUUUCAAUGUUGACAAAACAAACAGAGACACCGCUACACUGUGCUGCUCGUGCAGGUAGAGCUGCAAAUUGCACAUUUUUGAUGAAGGAAAUGCUGGAAUUGGAGAAGGGAGACGAUGGAGAGAGCACAAUUAGACCGGAUCGUUCCAUCGUCAACGCCAGAAACCGUUCUGGAAAUUCUGCUCUUCAUUUGGCAGUUCUCAAUAAUCAAUUGGAUGCUGUUGAUGCUCUGCUGGCUGAACCAACAAUUCUUGUUGAUCUCCCUACUUCCACUGGAUCCAAUCGAGUCACUCCCUUAAUGCUUGCAUGCGGAAAGGGUUAUCUCGAAAUGGCGAAGAAACUUUUUGAAAAAGGAGCGCUUGUUGAGGCGAAGGAUAAGAAAAAGAGAACACCACUGAUUCAUGCAAUGCUCAACGGACAAAUGCAUACUGCAGCCUUCCUUCUGGCUAAGGGAGCCAGUUUAUUCUUAGCAGACUCAUCUGGAAACACUGCUGCUCACUACGCAUCUGGUUAUGGAUUCAUGGAUUGCUUGAAGAUGUUGGCUUCGAUUGAUGAGGAAAUUCUUGCAACACCAAAUGAUUGGCAAUUGUAUCCGUUGUCAAUUGCUUAUCUCAAAGGACAUUAUGGAAUUGUGUCAUGGCUUUUGGAAGGACAACACAAGGAAAAGGCAAAUAUCAAUGCAAAGGAUAACAAUGGAGCUACUUUGCUGUCGAACUUAAUGUCGUAUGCUGACGAGAACCUGCAUAAAGAUUUGACUUCACAAAUUGAGUAUUUGGUAGCUAGAGGUGCCGAUUCAAGUAUCCCAGACAGCACUGGUCAAACUCCUCUUCAUCUUUUUGCUCAACAACGUGUCAUUUUGAAGGGAUCCGGAGAAGCUCCAGAAAAAGACGCUACCCGGAUGACACUCAAUGACUACAAAAAGUGCUUUGACAUCCUCAUCCGUUCUGGUUCCAACGUGGAAGCUUAUGAUCAUCAGGACAAUACUCCACUUCAUAUUGCUCUCUCCAACGGAAACUUGAUGUUGUUCACAAUGAUGCUUGAGAAAGUUCAAGAUAAACGUAGACUUUUCGAGAAAUGGGCCAAUCACCAGAAUUUCCUCCACGAGAUUCUGGCUCUUCCAAUGAAAGUUUACGGAGAUCAAGUUCUUUGGAAGGGAGAGACGCUGACGAAACCAGCAUACGAUGUUCUUCCAAUUUUGAGAGAUCUUCAUGACACACUUCCAGAUUUGUUUGUAAAAUGGAUUGAUGAAGUUAAUAAAUCGGGAUAUUCUCCUAUCGUCGAGGCUGUGAGGCAAUAUCAAGCAUUGGCACCAAACAAACAAUUGAGAGGAGAAAUCAAUCAGAAUGUAAGAAUGGCACGAGGCCAACGUACGUUUGGACACCAAAUGAACGCAAAACAGGCUCCUCAUAUUGACUCAUAUGAGCUGAAGACAUUCCUCGCUUCUGUCAAUGAACUCUUCGAAUGGGUCAUCCGACUUGGACCAUUCCAACUCACACAAAGAUACAUCAAUGCUGAAAAUGCUGCAGCUGUCACACUUGCUAAACUUGCCAUGAGCGUUCCGUUGGAGGACGGAAAAUUCCAAGAAAAUCACUUGGCUCUUUUCAAAAUGCUCAUUAAAUUGAGCAAAGAAUACAAUAAUAUCGAGCAGUUCCUCACUCAGAGAAAUGAAAAAGAUGAUCUGCUGAUUCUCGAAGCCAUCCAAUUCGAUAAACCACGUGUCGUUGAACUUCUUUUGGAUACUGCCACUGAAAUGCAUUUGAUCAACGGAAUUCAUAAUGCGAUUCGUGAAAAAGAACUUGAUCAAGUAGUCAAUAAGACCAUAAUUAUGUAUCUGAUUGAAAUGAGAAUGUGGGAUUUGCUGCCAAAGUUGAAUGCGUCGAACGAAUUCUGGAAAAAGAAGGAUGAAAAAGGAAACAGCAUUUGGCAUUACACUGCAAGAAUCAACAGUCACAAAACUGUUUCGUUGUUCAAAAUGAUUGAAGCUAAAGGAGUUCCAAGAGAGAAUAACAUUGAUGGAAGAUCGGUUCUCCACGUUGCUACACUCGCUUGUGACGGAUCAGCUAAUUCGGUGUUGGAACCAAUCGCUUGGUUAUCUACACGUUGUCCGAUUGAAGCUGUUGACAAAUACAAUCGUACUGCACUUCAUUAUGCAUUCGGAAAUGAGAAUGAUUUCAAAGAUGGAAAUGUUCCAUUUGGAGAGAGUGAUCCCAUUGCAGUUGUCUCUCUGUUGUCUUCUUUGGUUCGUCCGGAUCAAAUUGAGAUUGCUGAUUGCAAUGGAAACACAAUUCUUCAUUUGGCUGCUCUCAAAAACUCAACAAUUUGUCUUAUGACACUGAUUAGGAAGAAGUGUCACGUAGACUUGAAGAAUAAUGAUGGAAACACUCCACUCGCAUUGGCCGUUUAUCAUGGAAGACAAUCAUCAGCUCUGACUUUGAUUCAAGCGAAUGCUGAUGUUACUGAGAAGAUUUUCGUGAAAGCUGUCAAGCCAAACGCUUUCGGACAACAAGACAACACUGCCAAGGAGAAAGAAAACUACUGGAAAUGGAAUGGAAAGGAAAAGAAGAUUGAGGAGGACUUGUGUACAACAAUUCCAGCUACAGUAGUCAGUAAGGGUGGUAGUUGGGAAGCUAUGGUGUACGUCCUUCUGGAUGUACUUGGACAAAAUACCAACUCAAUGGCCCAAUUGAUAGAUGCUGCUUUGCGAAGAGGACAACUCAAUUUGGCAAAUCAACUUUUAAAGUCUGUUGAAGCUCUUCUGGAUGGAGCUGUUCUCAAUUCCAACUAUGAUCUUCUCAACACUUUUGCUGAAAAAUGCUUCGGAGCAUUGACCUCUGAGGAGACAAUUGAGAGAACUGUUUUGAGUAGAAUUCUCACGACACGUGGACUUGGACUCAACCAGCCAGAAACCCAGAAAAUCAUUCGAACUGGAUUGCAACAUGGUAACUGGAAUGUGCUUAACUUCUUGAAAAAUGAAAUGGGAGCCACUGCAUGGAAGAAUCAGAAAAUGGAGAGCCCAUCUGAAAACCCGAUCAGAUCUCUUAUGAUCUAUAUGAAUGAGAAGUCGGUGACUUCUGAUGCUGUUGGAUUCUUGGAGGAGCUGAAAAACAUGCCACGUAUCAAUAUUGAUGCCCUUUGUACACUUGAUAUACCUGCCAAAUUCAAGAAUCUUUUGGAAUUCGGAAAUCUUCCUGCACUUUCAUUCGCUGUUCUUCAAGAAAAACCUGAUAUCAUUCGGGCGUUGAGAGCUGCUGGAGCCAGUCUGAAAGUCGCUGAUGAAUUCGGAAGAACACCUCUGAUGUAUGCAAUUAUGACGAAUAAUCGAUCAGUUGUUGAAGCCAUUGUUGGUGAUGGAAAACUGGCAGUUGUACUUCCAAAACAGCCUCCAAUCCAAUCAAAAGGACCGAGAUGCGUCGUAGUUCCAAUGCGUUUCGGAGUGACUGGUAGAUCCUUUCUACCGACUAGCGCCUUUCUACCGUCGACUGCUGCAGCAGCCGCAGUAGCGUCAGAUUCCGAAUCUUCUGAUGAAGAUGAGGAUGACUCGGAGAAAGAAGAUGAGGCAGAGGAAAACCAAGAUGGAUCAGGAAAUGAGGAAUCUGGAGACGAAGAAGAGGACUCACCUCCUCCAACGAAAAAAGCGCGUGUUGAGAAAGAAGCGGGACCAUCAUCUGGACCAAACAGAAAGAAGUUGAAUAUCACUGAUCCGUCGCUUUUCUCUGCUCGUGACAACCGUGGUUAUAAUGCUCUUCACUAUCUCAUUGAGCCACUUGCUUGGGAAAAUGUGGAACUUCUCGCCGAUUUGGCUGCUUCCAAUAAGAAAGCAAUUAUAGAUUGUUUGAUUGAUAAGAGAAAUCCAAAUCCAAUUGAGUUGGCCGCCAAGAAUAUGAACAGAAAGAUCAAGAAUGAAAUGUUGAGAAUUGUAAAGGCAUCCUCCUUGCCAAGACCUGUCAAAGACACCAAACUCACAAUUCAACCAGUCGACAUUGAGCCAUUAAGUGAUGUAGAUGCAGAUGCAGCCAAUUUCCUUGCCAAAUGGGCUGCUGAAAACGACAAGAAAAAAGCCAAUGAGGCACCGAAACCGCACGUCAGCUCUACGUAUUCCACAUCUGGAACUGUUAGUUUCUGCGAGGAAACUCAACAAUACUUCAAUAUUCUGAUGAAUAAGACUGAUUUGAACUACGGUAGAUAUGGAUUCCAUAACUUCUACCGCAUGCAAAUUAUUAAAAGAAGAGAUGCUGAUCUUUACAUUCUGUUCACUAACUGGGGAAGAAUUGGAAUGGGAAUGGGAGAAUUCCAGACAACUCCAUUCAGCAGUUUGGAACUCGCCGCUAAAGAAUUCAAAUCAAUUUUCAAAUCGAAGUCUGGAAACGAAUGGUGUCCACUGGCCAACUUCCACGAAAUGUCCAAAAAAUACAGACUUGUUGAAACUGACAACACUCCAACCAAUCUCUCGGAAGUCGAAUUGGCAUGGAAGAAAAAUACAGAAAAAGACACGAUUCGCAAGAUGAUUGCUGACAUCAGUGACUCUAAAACUCUGAAGCAAUACGCAUCACAAGUGCAAAUGUAUGGAAGCAGUCAACCAUUCGGAAGAUUUACGAAGGAAAAUAUUGAGAAGGCAAAGUUGGUUUUGGAUAAAUUGGAGAAGAAUGCAAAGAGAAUCAAGCAAAUGGCAGAUGCCCAGACUGUUCUGUCAGAGUCAAACUUGUUGGAUGCUUAUAUUACAACGAGUGAACUCUCUAGUGAUUACUACAAUCUGAUUCCAUCCGGCGAUUUUGAGUACAGUAAUCUCACUCGACUUGACAGUGUUGAAGAAAUCUCCAAGCACCGUGCCCGUCUCAAUCGUGCUCAAGAAAUCGAGACUGCUACCCGUCUUCUCUGUGGAGCUGAAUUCCGUCAGGAUCUUGAUCGUGUUGACUACAUCAGAAGUGCGAUGCAAUGCGAAUUCCGUAUGGAAACUCCAGAAUCCGACAUCAGUCAGAGAAUUCUUCAAUGGAUUUACAAUAGCGGUGGAAAGCAAAACAAGGUCAAAAUGAUUUUGGAAAUUGCACCAAAAGAGUCCACAACGAAAUUCGAACCAUUUUUGAAUGACGACAAUCAGAAAUUCUUGUGGCACGGAACCAAGGCAACGAAUCUAAUGAGUAUUCUGAAGAAUGGAUUCCUGGUUGAUCCACCAAGUGCAUGCAGAAACGGAAGUCUUUUCGGAUCUGGAAUCUAUUUGGCUGAUAGUUUCGAAAAGAGCACACAUUAUUGUCAACCAUCUGCUGAAGGUGUCAAUUAUAUGCUGAUUUGCCAGACGGCACUUGGAAAAGUUCGAGAAAUGAACACAUUGCCGUAUCGAUUCAUGAGUCAGCCAAGUUCUGAUGCUGAAAAGGGCGAGGAUACUCUUCAUUACAUCGGAGAUAACUUCCCAUCCGGUAGUCUAACAAAUGACGGAAUCGGAAUGCCUCUACUUCCACUUCGUAAACGUGAUGAAAUCUCCAGCGAUCAAUAUGGAUACCAGACACUCAACUUCUCCGAAUACAUUGUUCGUAAUCCACAUCGUGUUCUCCCGAAAUACAUUGUGAUUUACAAAUAA